CUACUCCAUAUACUGUACAACCAUGGCCUAAACACUACAAAUCCCAACAUACACUUCGAGGUCCAGGCAAGUCACGUGACUCUUGCCGUAUGUAAAUAUCACCGGGACGCGGUUGUUUACAAACACCCCGUGUCUCGUGUCGCAGCGCUAGCGUUGACUAAAAACAGACACAAGAUGGACAUUGAUAAUGAACGGCCAUAUUUCUUUGGAGACAUCGGCUGCUGGUCAGAGAGGACAGAGGUGCACAAGGCAGCGUCCCUCGGCCAGGCCUCCGAGCUGCAGCACCUCAUUCAGAGCGGAGCUUCGGUCAAUAUGGUGGCGGUGGAUUCCAUCACACCUCUUCAUGAGGCCUGCCUCCGUGGACAGGCCCAGUGUGUUCGGCUGCUGCUGGACGCCGGAGCUCAGGUGGAUGCGAGGAACGUAGACGGGAGCACCCCGCUGUGUGAUGCUUGUUCGUCUGGUAGUUUGGAGUGUGUGAGCCUCUUGCUGGAGCACGGCGCCAAGGCCAACCCUGCCCUUACCUCACGCACGGCCUCGCCCCUCCAUGAGGCCUGCAUGGGAGGAAACGCAGACUGUGUGAAGCUCCUAAUUGCCAUGGAUGCUUGUCUGGAGGCGUACGACCUUUACUACGGGACCCCGCUGCAUGUGGCCUGUGCUAACGAGCACACGAGCUGUGUGAAAGUGCUGCUCAAUGCAGGUGCUAAAGUGAAUGCUGCCAGGCUCCAUGAGACUCCGCUUCACCACGCUGCUAAAAACAUGCGAGUUGAAAUGAUAGAGAUCCUGGUGGAGUUUGGUGCCAACAUCUACGCCAGAGACCAGCACAACAGGAAACCUGUUGAUUACACCACGCCGGGCUCUCCCUCUGCAGUCUGCUUACAGUUUUAUGAGACCACUCCCAUGAGUCUGCAGCAGCUCAGCAGGUUGGCGGUGAGGAAGAAGCUGGGCACCAGAGCUCUGAAGGUCAUGGAUCAGCUGCACAUACCGAAACUCCUCAUCAGCUACCUCUGCUAUCAGUGAGUGUCGCCUGGAGCAGGAGCUGGCUCGAACGCUCAGACAAAAGACUGAAGACUCACAGAGCUGCUGCACAAUCCUGACACAAGCACAGAAAAAGUGUCAGCACAUCAGAUACGAUGAUGAUAGUCGACACACAGUUUAGUCACAAGCACAAAGUUCUCACAUUUCAAAUCAGCACUGUCGCCUCAAGACCUGCAAGUACAGAUUACACAGUGGGGCUCCUCACUCCUCUGUUGGAGUUGCCCAAAUGAAAUUCAUCAUGUUUACACUCUAAUAAGGUGUCACGAUAACCAGAAUUUUAAACUUCAAUACAAUACUAAAUAUUGUAGAUCUGAUACUGAUUGUAGAUCUGUUUUUUGCCUUUGGUACUUUCAAUAAUAUUUAAUUUUAAAAUCAUUUUAAAAACAUGGUAUCAAAAAUGUAUCAAUACUUGAUAAGUGAACAGUUGGAUUUACCUUGGUUGAAGGAUUAUAAUACAAACUGCAGUUUUUUGAUCACCAGAGCUGGACCUGUCAGUCUGUGACCUGUCACCUGAUGGAUCAGACGUCAGGAUAUCUGUCUAAUAUUGCAGUGUGUCAUGAGGAUAUUCUGAGGGUGCCUAAACAGUAUACAUUUUUCUGUUCUGUUCUGGUACAUGUAGUUCUAACUCUAACUUCUAAACAUGGUGGAACAAAAGAAAGAUGAUGUUGUUGGUGAAGCCGGUACUUGGCGUGUCUUCUUCUGAUAAACUUUGUAAGUAAGCGAUCACUUUUAGGGGUUCCACAUGUGGUCUGUUAUGUUUCUUUGCCAAAGAAUGGCAAGAAUGUAUGAUGUAUGAUUAUUUAAUCUGGCACAGAGGCAGAACUAUCUGCGUGGACUGGUCCCAGCAAAGGAAAACAUUUUUUGGACUUCAAACAGCCUUUGAUAUUACCUGUAACACCCCGUCUACACCGGCUAGACCUGACCACCUUAAUCUGUUUAUUGAUGUGCGGUUUUAUAGUGUGUGGCUAGAUUGGCUAGAUUUGGAUAAUUAAGUUGCCAACAGGAAAUGAUAAUCCUAACACAGAGCUUCUUCUAGACAAAGCUUUGUUUUCCUUCACUGUAAACUCUUCCAGUCCCAGCCCGGUAAACACUGCUUUCUUUUCAGCUAGUGUUAGUCGUUGCCAAAGGAGGUCCCACUGUGUAAUCUUAACUCUGAACUGCAGCUAUAAAAGUCUUAAAUAGAGUUUGUUUGCCAUUUUAAUAAAUAGAAGUGUAACUUACACUACAAGACAGGAGUGCCCUUCUAAUUUUAGAGAUGUUUAAUUUUUAGAGGUAUUUCUUUGAGCGAGAGAACAAAUGUAGGAGCUCAGGGAGAGGAAGCAGACGAACAGCACGGCCUCACAGUCAUCUAAAGGUUGCCGGAUUUAAUCCUGCUUUUGCUGGAAAGUGCUCGCAAGUCAGGAGCACUGUAAACACUGAGUAGUAUUUAAAAAUUGCUCACUCAACAUUCCUCACAUAUCUAACAGUUCUUUAAAGUGACACCAAAAGGAGUAGCGAGCAGUGUCCUUGUCGCAGCGACACUCUCCAGAUGCCGCUUGGCUUCGUGUCAGGUUCUCGUGAUGCACGUCCACGCCUGGCGACAGCCUUUGUUUGAUACAGACACCAAAGCUUCCCUCUUUGUAGCUUUGUCUGUUGCUCCACUUAAUUUGCUUUUAGAGGAAAGGUCUCAGUAUUUUUAGAAGGAGGUGCAGGGAGUUGUUUAUAAAUUCCAUAAAGUGUUCUUUAUUGGCUCUCCUCUAAGCUUGACAUGACCUGUUUUGGAAGUUUCAUAACUCUUAUUCAUGUGCGGAGGUUGAAUCAGGUCAAAUGCCGACUUUAUGGUUUUGUUUUCGAAGCUGAACAUAAUUUAACACCAGAACACUGGAAGAUAAGCUCAAGACAUGUGGUAGCACAUUAGAAGAUGAAGAGUUUGCGUUUUUAGAGUCUGUGAUCUCUGUUUCUGUUUCUUCUCAGAUCAAACACAUAUAAAUCUGACAGUUAAGCUGCAUUCUUCUAUUCUCUUUUCUCACUGGUGGUCGACCUUUCAGCUGCUACUGUUGUCAUCUCUUUGCAGACAGGACAUUUUAAAGUAAUUCAGUAUAUCCAGCUCAUAUUGAAGCUGCAUUAGGCCUGAAUUUGAUGUCAAAAAUUCAGUCACAAUUGUCUGAGUCGGAGCUAACACAUAAAGGGCAGACUAUUUUGUGCAUUGCCACAGAAUGUCGACACAGACAUAAAUCCACUGGGCAGGUUCUCGAGGGUUCUUGUCCUUGUUGCUGCAGUAGCAGCUCCUGAUUGGUUGUGGCACCUCUUAAAGUAACAUUAUGUAAGAUUUGGUAUUUUUUUGCAAUACGGCGCCAACAUUUUCAGAGUGUAAUACCACGAGAUUGGUAAACGCCAACAUAUAAAUGUCAGUCCAAGAUUUACUCUUGUUUUCGGUCACUGUCGUCCUCUUGAUUUACUUCUUCUCUGCCGUGUUCUGCCUCUGUUGAGCCAGCGUACAUCGCCCCCUCGCCAUGCUCCAGUUUUUGCCAGCAUUUAGCCACACCCUGACCCUGAAAACCUCUUCCUCCUGUGCUCUGAGCUCACAGUCCGUACAGCACAGCUAACAAAUUGAGCUAACAGCAGCUACAAUGGCAGCAGUUUAUUUUACUGUCCGCACAGAGAUAAAACAGUAAAUCCUUCCUUCAACUCAACGUGAAGUUGGCAGCUUCUUCCUAAUCAUGACUCGAGUAUCAGGGAGCCCACAGUCUAUAGUCUGAGCAGCCUGGCUAACAAACAUUAGCUAACAGCAGCUACACUUGGCAGCAGUGUACUUUACUGUCCAUCAGGAAACUCUGUAAAUCACAGAGAGUUGACCAUUCACCUGAGAUAGUGAAUGACAUACAACAACCUCUUAAAACCCCUUCACCUCCUUUAGUAUAAAGUAUGAAACACUGUCCAGGUAGAGUUCACUGACAUCACCGUUCAGGAUUUUUGUGUAUUUGUGUUACAGUUUCCAAACCCUUUGUUAUGUGGAGCUGCCAGCAGUAACAGUUACCUCGCACAGCUUUGAAAAACGCGAGAGGCCGCCUGUCAGCUCUCAUGGAGCGCUGCACCUGUAUGUUUGCUGUUUUUUUACCCAUAUUUACGAAGCAUUCAAAAGCAAUUUAACAGCCUCUCAGAGCCUCGUCCAAAUCUCUCAAUUCACUCCCGUCAUCUCCCUAAACAUGCCCGGGCUGCAUGUUACUGAAUAUGGAGCUCGUCUGCUGCGCUCCAUAAAUAUGCCAAGCUGCUUUAACUCGUUUAAUCAAAAUACAAAUUCCUAGAAAUUGAAUUCAGUCACGGAAAGAUAUUUUGACUCGUUUCCAUGCUACAAAAAUGCAGCGUGCUUCAUCAUAAUCUCUGCCUGUAAAUAAUCUUGAAGCGCAGAUCUCUCCUUCUUCCCAUGUAGUGUUCCCUUAAAGUCUUAAAUAUCUGACCCUGAUGCAGAUGGGGUAUCUACUUGAUGGCUUAAAAUAACCACUGCAAAACAUGGCCGGUUUCAAAGUAGUUUGAGUCUGCAGACGGGACUGGAAAAAGCAGAGAUAGGAGGGCAGGCAUGCAGGGAAUGUUCAGUUAAGAUGAGAAAUGGUCCUUGUUCCAUAAUAGGAAUGCUGAAGCUCAGGAUGAACAAACGGUGGGUUUGUUUUGAAAAAGCACUGGUUCUCUUGGUUUAAGUGUUGUCUUAUUAAAGUCAAUAUAGUCAGGUUUGAUCUGCACUGAUUUUUCUGUUUAAGGUGCUACAAAAACCGAUGAAUCAUCUCACAAAAAUAACUAUAAUGAAUAUGCUGAUUUAUUGAAUAAAUUGUACCAUUGA
This is a messenger RNA of Larimichthys crocea (large yellow croaker), 4849 nucleotides long. It is a transcript of the gene asb13a.2, whose product is annotated as ankyrin repeat and SOCS box containing 13a, tandem duplicate 2. Bases 175 to 1017 code for a protein of 280 amino acids. Gene Ontology annotation, biological process: positive regulation of protein catabolic process; protein ubiquitination; intracellular signal transduction. Gene Ontology annotation, molecular function: protein binding. NCBI's taxonomy places the organism in Eukaryota, Metazoa, Chordata, Actinopteri, Sciaenidae. The record is from RefSeq and is a predicted model, not a curated record. The transcript is spliced from 6 exons.